Messenger RNA from Kockovaella imperatae, 2554 nucleotides. RefSeq lists its product as hypothetical. Lineage: Eukaryota; Fungi; Basidiomycota; Tremellomycetes; Tremellales; Cuniculitremaceae. Bases 25 to 2550 code for a protein of 841 amino acids. Gene Ontology annotation, cellular component: nucleus. Gene Ontology annotation, biological process: mRNA splicing, via spliceosome. The transcript is spliced from 10 exons. The record is from RefSeq and is a predicted model, not a curated record. Gene Ontology annotation, molecular function: RNA binding.
CUGUGAUUUUGCAGCUCAUUUACUAUGUAUAGACCCCGCUCAAGGUCACCUCCGCCCGACAGGGGUAGAGCAUACUCUCCAUCAAGGCCACUGCCACCGAUGCGAUCACCUUCACCCUCAGCUUCUGGAGGUCGCCGACGAUACAGUCCUGGCCCACCUCCCCCGAGACGAGGUCGAGAGUAUGAUGAUGAUUAUGAUUAUCGACGCUCAACCCAUCCGCUACCUUCCAGAGUUUACAACGACGGAUACGGAUCGACUCCUGAUCGUAUGUACGGUGGAGCUGGAGGCUAUCAGCGAUAUGACCGGAGAGAAGACCCGUAUCGACGGUCGCCAUCACCGCCUCGCAGGUCGUACACUCGAGAGCCGCCCCCCGCUCGUCAUUAUCGGCUGGAGGAGGCUCCAAAUCGGUCUGGAAUCAUGGCAGGCAACUAUGACUACGAUGAUAGAUAUAGGGAUCCCUCUCGGGCUCAAGACAAUCAGGGCAAGUGGGAGCGCGGAUUCGAAGUUCCAGAGGCAGGACAAAUCGACGAAGCCGAACCAAGCGCAAAUGGUCCAGUUCGGACACGUGGUGCAAAGCAACCAUCUGCCCCAUCAAGAGAUGUUAUCUUUCUUGGCCUGGACCCAGAGCUUUCAGAGACAGAUUUCGCUGGAUAUCUAAAGACCGAGCAUCGUGCUCAACUUGAAUCCGUAAAGAUUGUCUUUGACAAGAUCACAGGUCACUCCAAGUGUUUCGGAUUCGCCGCUUUCAGUUCGAUUGCAGAUGCCCAGGACUUCGUCGGCAUCAACUUUCCUGCUGUGCUUAUGCCAGCAUUGUAUGCACAUUCUGAUCCUCGCAAAGUCAAGAUCGAUUUCUCCGCCACUCUCACCGGAUCCAAUGCUGCUGACAGUGGCUCCUCUGCGAACGCGACGGCACGCUUCCCGCAGCCCGGAGAUGACGGCAUGCGUGACAUUGGACCUCCAGGUGGCGGGAACCGUGUGCUCUUACUCCGAGGACUCAGUCACCAUUCGACACCGGGGGAGAUCAGCUUCCGCGUAGGAGAGGAGAUAGCCAGACUCGUCGGUCGACCUGGUCAGGGCGACGAAGCCCAACGAGCCGUCGUACGAUUGGUCUCUAUUGUCGAUCGGGCCGCUCGGAAUAGUUGGGGCUAUUGCUUUGUCGAGUUUGCCACUGUCGAGCUCGCUACAGCCAUGCUUGCCUUCCUCAUCGCUCCUGAGAGUCAGCCGCAAGGGUUCCAAAUAUCUGAACAUGCUAUUGCAGCGUCAUUCGCCAACCCUGCAGCCUUCAUUCCUACCCCAGCAGGACCGUUAGGCAGCGAGCUGGUGGUCCGGGCGGCACGCAAGGGCGGAAUCGGCUUCACAACGAUCGAUCAACCAGAUGGGACAUGGGUUGGAUACUGGCAUCCGGAUGCCAUACCUUCGCCGUUUGUGCCGGCAGGAGCGCCAGCCAUCAGCGACACUGGCCACACUGAGAGCUUGGCUCCUGAAAUCAGGUCCCUCCUGGGGAGCCUCUCUGGCGAAGUCUCAGGGGGACUCUCGACAGACGCAGCUCAGCAACAUCGAGUUACCAUGCCGACCGGUCCCAUCAGCAUCACCAUGACCGGGCUCCAGCCCAUAAAAUCCAGCAAGACGAACAAAGUGCCUGACGAGGGAUUUGUUGGCGGCUUAUCCAAAAAUCUCUUAGGAGAUGACGAGGAAUCAGAUCUCGUUGGCAAGGAUUCAGUACUACUCUCAAGAACCAAAGGCGUGUCCAAUAUCAUCGGGCCCAGCACCCGGAAGGUGGCGAAAGACAUCUCCAAAUGGAAUACCAAGAAGACUGAAUUAUCGACUCCGAUUGAUGAGGGUACCUCAGCGAUACCUCGUGGACUGUCCGAGGCAAAUGCUGCCCUUGGCGUUCCCCGUGCUGGGCCUUCAACUGCGGCGGCGACAGUUAGCAAAGCAGCGCAAGUAUUUGACUAUUCCGACAUGACGACCGGCGGAAAGAUGGCUUGCCUGCUCUGUCAAAGACUAUUCAAGAGUGAAGAAGAGCUUGGCAAGCACACGACUCGAUCAGAACUCCACAAGACUAAUCUCCUUGACUCCAGUGUCUGUGAAGCAGGUCAGCAACGAAAGCUGGCGGCACAGGCUGCCCGAACAUCUGAUGGCAAAUAUCGAGAUCGAGCGGCGGAGAGACGAGAGGUACAUCAUCAGCCUGACAAACCCGUCUAUGAAGAGGGCACAAGCCAGCCGAAGCGAAAGUUCGCCGAGGGACCGAAACCACCGCCACCACCACCGGUAGCUGCGAUCGAGCCUGGCAAGGAUGAGUCGAACCGGGGCAAUCAGCUUCUCGCAAAAAUGGGGUGGAAGAGUGGAGUGGGAUUGGGCACUAGCGGAGAGGGGCGAGUAGAUCCGAUCCUGGUCCAGCAAUUCGAGAGUCGGGCGGGACUAGGAGCAAGCAAGGGACAUGACGCUAGCAAGUGGCAAGGACCUGGAGGAUUCCAAGCUCGCGCGAAGGAUAUGACGAAAGAGCGAUUCGACCAGAUGUCUCAGCAACGGGGUGCGGCGCCCAAGUAGAUAU